UUUUUGUCAUCUUAAAAAAUGUAUCUAACUGAAGGGCUGAUCAAUAAUCAAUAUUAAAUAAUUGUUAUCAUGAGAUGACCAUAUGAAAAAAAAAUAUCAUGGCAACAAAAAGUAUAGCCACUGCUACAGUGAGGGCCGUCAAACGAAAAUUAUUGCCUUCAAGAGCAGCAUUGGUACUCCUUCUGCUGUAAAUAGAAUACGAAACAUUUUGAAGGACAGAAAUGAAUUUAUAGGUCUGAAAAUUGGAGUCCGCCAGAGAGGAUGCAAUGGUUUGUCUUACACCUUAGAUUAUGCUGAACAGAAGGAUAAAAUGGAUGAAGAAGUGGUUCAAGAUGGAAUAAGAGUGUUCAUUGACAAAAAAGCACAGCUAACGCUAUUAGGUACGGAAAUGGAUUAUGUAGAGAACAAACUCAGUUCAGAAUUUGUAUUCAAUAAUCCUAAUAUAAAGGGAACUUGUGGGUGUGGAGAAUCUUUCAGUGUAUGAUGAAAUAGAUAGUAAUAAAAAUAGCUUUAUUAUUUUGUUUUAAACCUUAUGUACAAAUAGAAAAAUAUAAUAUACCUAUGUUUGUGUUGAUAAGUACAAGUUAUAAAUUCUGGUCCCAGCCAAAAUGUUUCGUCAAAUUUGAAAGAGCUACCUCUUCAGUUCAUAAAAGCUUUGGCUGCAUUUUUAAAGCGGUCAUAUCUAAAAUUUUUGGAUUGUCCACUUGAGCCUGCUGGAUCCUUUGAACAGGUUUCUGGACAAACCUAUUUGUGGUGCCUUUGGUUUCUAAAACAUUAUCAAAAAUUCAAUUGGAUUUGAAAAUAAUUAGACUUGUUAGAAUAGAGCAGAUGCAAGUACUUAUGUGAAGUUGGCACCGACUUUUUAAAAAAACUGAAUUUUUAUCGGAGUUCUGGGUAGAUACGAUAGAGUUCUGAAGUUCCUGACAAAAAAUUUCAAUAGUUCUGGUUAAUUGUAGAAAAUAACCGAAAAACAAAAUUGUGGGUGCUAACUUCACGCGGCGCCGUUUUUUUCACAGAAAAGAGUUCUGAUGAGAAAUUACGACGUAUUUGAAAGAGUUCUGGAGUUCCUGAUAUAUUUCAACGAUAGUUCCGGCGAAAUAACAAAGUUAUUCCUAUUUUUAAUAGGGACAUUCAUACGCUCAUGUAUAGCAUCCACCACUUUCUAAAGUUUGGAUCGGAGUUCUGGGUAGCACCAGUCGAGUUCUACAUACUAUCU
Messenger RNA from Phaedon cochleariae (mustard beetle), 1216 nucleotides. The record is from the annotation of a GenBank genome assembly. NCBI's taxonomy places the organism in Eukaryota, Metazoa, Arthropoda, Insecta, Coleoptera, Chrysomelidae.